GCUAAAACUCCAAAACCAUGAUAACAUAAAGUCACUAAACCUCCACUUCCACUGUACUUAGCUUCCACUUUCUCUUAGCUGUUCCUCUGCUCAAGCACACCCUUUUACAAGCAUGGCCAAACCCUAGAUCUGUCUCCCUCACAGCUUUUUCCUGGAAGAGGAGGAGUGUUUGGAGGUUCUGGGUAGGAGAAAGAGAGAGAGAGGGAGGGAGAGGAGGAGAUGAGUGGGGCUUCGACGUCUGUGUCGGUGGCGGUGGCGGGUGGUGGUGAGGGUUAUUUUCGGCCGCCGUUCACGGCGGUGCAAUGGCAGGAGCUGGAACAUCAAGCUUUGAUAUACAAGUACCUUGUGGCGGGCCUGCCCGUGCCGCCUGACCUCGUCGACCCCAUUCGACGGAGCUUUGAGGCCUUGUCCGCCAGGUUCUUUCACCACCCUUCGUUGGGGGGCUAUUGUUCCUAUUACGGGAAGAAAUUCGACCCUGAGCCAGGUAGGUGCCGGAGGACGGAUGGUAAGAAGUGGAGGUGCUCCAAAGAUGCCUAUCCAGACUCCAAAUACUGUGAGCGGCACAUGCACCGUGGCCGGAACCGUUCAAGAAAGCCUGUGGAAUCUCAACCUACUGCUCAGUCCUUGUCGACUGGGAUGUCGCACAUUGCUACUGACUGCAGCAGUGGCAGCGGUAGCUUCAAAAGUAGUGGCAGUGGUACCUUCCAAAAUCUCCCCUUGUUCUCCGUUGUUAAUGCAGAGAAUCUUUGUUUUGGAACCAAUGUAUCAAAGUUACAAAUGGAGCCAGGCCUCUAUGGGAUCAGUAAUAAAGACUACAGAUAUCUCCAUGGAACUGAAGCAGAUGAGCACAAUUUCUCUCCAGAAGUGUCAGGAAGCGUGAAGGGUCUUGAGAUGGACUCCAAUAUCGACAGCCCAUGGCGUCUAAUGUCAUCUCAAGUUCCCUCAAGCCCCUUUUUGAAACCAAGAAAUAAUUCUCAUUUUCCAGAAAAUUCCCCACAGCUUCAAAUUGGGCAAGCUUUUGAGCCCACGGUCAAUGCUACAAUGUCAAAGCAGCAGCAGCAGCAACAUUGCUUCUUCAGUAGCGACAUUGGCUCAAUAGGGCCAGUGGGAGGGGAGCAACAUUCUGUGCGGCCUUUUUUUGAUGAAUGGCCUAAACAUAGAGAAGCAUGGUCUAAUCUUGAUGGUGAGAAAUCCAAUGAGAAUGCAUGCUCCACCACCCAGCUAUCUAUCUCCAUCCCAACGGCUUCCUCUGAAUUCUCUCUGAAGAAUGCUGGUUCCUCAGAUGGUGAGUUAACUCUCGUAGGAGACUAAGCUUGUUGAAUCAUCACCUCAACCUCGCCUUCCAAGCAGAAAUUAAAUAAAUAGAUAAAGCUAUUGGAAUAAGAGUUUGAAACCUCUCUGUUCCAUGUUGUUUAUGCUAGGUGCAGAUGCUUGAAAAGAUGCUAUCAUAAUAAUCCAAGCUGUCCAAGAUGCGGUUUACUAACUUGUUAGUGUACUUUUUCGGAUGACUGUUGUUCGUAUUCAGAUUUGUGUACGUACCUUCAUGUUGUUGGAACUUUAUUGCUUGUUCCAUGUUGGUGUUUGACAUUCACUGAAUCCAAACUUGAUCUGUUGUACAAAUGCAUGCUCAAGUUCUUCAUCCACAAUAA
Messenger RNA from Ilex paraguariensis (yerba mate), 1649 nucleotides. NCBI's taxonomy places the organism in Eukaryota, Viridiplantae, Streptophyta, Magnoliopsida, Aquifoliales, Aquifoliaceae. The record is from the annotation of a GenBank genome assembly.